AUGGCUGAGCUGCGCUCGUGGCUGUCAUGGCUUAUCGCCUCCCUCAUUGCCGUCUGCUUCCUUGAUCUCCUAGCACAUCCACGCCGCGGUCUCCCACCGGGGCCUCGCCCUCUGCCCCUUGUCGGCAACCUCCACCUCCUCGGUGAUCAGCCGCACCGCUCCCUUGCCGGCCUCGCGAAGCUCUACGGCCCGCUCAUGUCCCUCCGCCUGGGCACGGUCACCACGGUUGUCGUGUCCUCCCCGGAAGCCGCACGCGAGUUCUUGCAGAAGCACGACGCUGUCUUCGCGACGCGGUUUGUACCAGACGCCACUGUCGACCAUGCCAAGAACUCCGUCGUCUGGCUGCCCAACUCGCCGCGCUGGCGCGCGCUCAGAAAGAUUAUGGGCAGGGAGCUUUUUGCGCCGCACAGACUGGACGCGCUCCAGCACCUCCGGCGUGAGAAGGUGCAGCUGCUAGUGGACCACGUCGGCCGGUUAGCACGUGAGGGCGUGGCGGUGGACGUCGGCCGCGUGGCGUUCACAACGAUGCUGAACCUCCUCUCGAGCACUAUGUUUUCUUGCGACCUGACAAAUCUGGACGACCAUGGCGAGUCCAAAGGGUUCCAAGAAGUGGUAACGGAGAUCAUGGAGGCCGCGGCCAGUCCGAACAUGUCGGACUUCUACCCAGCGCUCGCGGCUGCCGACCUGCAAGGCUGUCGCCGGCGCUUUGCCAGGUUGCUUGCACGGCUGCACCGGGCGUUCGACGUGGAGAUCGACCGGAGGGUGCACGACCGCAAGGCUGGACAACCACGAAAGGACGACUUCCUUGACCUGUUGCUGGACAGCGAGAUGGACAACAAUGGCACGGCGGGGCUUGAUCAUAUCGUGACACGCUACGGUCGAUGUUUACGGUAA
Miscanthus lutarioriparius is the source of this 894-nucleotide messenger RNA. Lineage: Eukaryota; Viridiplantae; Streptophyta; Magnoliopsida; Poales; Poaceae. The record is from the annotation of a GenBank genome assembly.